UAUGUCAAAUAGUUGUAAAUUUAUAAUAAUAAUACAUAACUUUAAUCCGGUAAAAAGCGUUUUUCUUUAAAUGUGUAAAAGUUAUGUAAAUCAAAGACAAUACUAUGUGCAACAGUACGGACUGGAAAAUGCAAACAAAAUUAGACGACUGGAAUUCAAGAAAACAAAGGCAUCUCGUCUCCUAGCAUCCAUAAAUUUUCUUAAAAGAUGCAGAGACCACAACAUCAUCCCCAACUGUGUACGAUUGGCUCCAAGAAAGGACAUAGUUGGGAGCGCCAGUAUUCUUGAAACAGCAAGUAGAAAAUUGUUAAUUAAACUUGUCGCCGGACAUAGAACAGAGUAUCAACGACUAAACGUUCAAAUCCAAAAUGAAACGGAGGAACUUCGUGAGAUAUUAUCGGAAACAGAUUGGAGGCAGUGCAUAAACAUCUUAAACACUCGGGCUCACAACAAAUUCAAUAACUGCAAAGUCACACAAAUAAAAAAGUUUGAAAAACUAGCACAGAACAUCAAUAGACAAUUGUCAAACGUCGCGACUUUAAAUGACACACCCGAUAGCAGUCAAAACGUCACUGUCAUCAAUCUGUCGAAACAAAAUUUGGAUAAACAAACCAUUGAGGUACUAAACAAAGGCUUAAAUUUUGCAACGGCACCGCGAAAAAUCCCUCACGAAGAAAUUGUUAGUUACGUAGAGGAAUGUAUAUUCAAAAAUACGAUACCAAAGGAUGAGGCUGAAACCAUACGGCAAGAUAUCUCGUGCAUACUGCGAGCAAGCAAACCGCCAAAAAGAAACCUCACCUUCGCUGAAACAAAGGCUCUCGCGGAGCUAAAGGCGAACGAAGAUUUGGUAGUACUCCGAGCUGACAAAGGGAAUGCAACCGUUGUUAUGGAUACGUCGGAAUACGAAAACAAGAUGGCUCUCCUCUUAAACGAUGUCAAUACCUACAAAAAAGUCGAUAAAGAUCCCACAAACAAGGUAAUAAAACAAACAUCUAGCCUCCUUACUAAAUAUUCUGAAACACUGUCAUUAGACGUCAAAUCUUUAACAACAGCCUGCGUAAAACCUCCAAAAAUGUAUGGAUUGCCAAAAAUACACAAACACAACAAUCCUUUAAGACCCAUAGUCAGUCAUAUCGACUCACCCACAUACAAAUUAGCCAAACACUUAGUAUCAAUAUUAUCCCCUCUCAGGGGGCACACUAGUGCUCAUGUUAAGGACUCUUACCAUUUUGUGGAAACAUUGAGAGAUCUAAAAUUACUCCACAAUGAAACCAUGGUGAGUUUUGACAUUGAGUCACUAUUUACAAACUUACCACUAAAUGACUGCCUAGAUAUCAUUGCAAAAAGACUUAGGGAACAGAACAUGUCACCAGAUUAUGUAGAUAUUGUAAAACACUGUCUCACAUCAGGAUACUUAAUGUGGAAAGAUGAGUUCUAUGUGCAGGUUGAUGGAGUAGCCAUGGGUUCUCCAGUGUCACCUGUAGUCGCUGACAUCUUCAUGGAGGACUUUGAGGAGAGAGCUCUAGCCAAUGCCCCGGUUAAACCUCGACUGUACAAGAGAUAUGUCGAUGACACAUUUGUAGUACUCCCCAAUGACAAAAUAUCUGCAUUUCUAGCACAUUUAAAUUCAAUACACAAGAACAUUAAAUUUACUGUUGAACAAGAAAACAACAACUGUCUGCCCUUUUUAGACAUUUUAAUUAUACGCAAAGCAGAUGGCACACUAGGUCACACAAUACACAGGAAGGCAACCCACACAGAUAGGUACCUCAAUGGUGAAUCCCACCACCACCCUUCACAACUGCUUUCUGUCGGUAAAUGUUUGUUUCAGAGAGCCCAGCGUCUUUGUGAUGAUGCCCACCUCGAGGAGGAACUACAGCAUGUCAAACAGGUGCUACACCGAAACAAGCUGCGCAUCCCCCGGCUACAUCACAAAAACAAAAACAAGACACAAACAGUUCCCCGCCAGCCAGCCUACUUGCCAUAUGUAAAGGGAGUUACAGAUAGAAUUAGCCGGAUCCUAAAACGAGCUUCUAUUCAUACAAUUUUCAAGCCGCACAAGAAGAUUCAGCAAUUCCUAAGACCAAUCAAAAGUAACACCCCAUUGCAAGAUGCAGGUAUAUACAAACUGGAUUGCGACUGUGGCCUGUCUUACAUAGGGCAAACUAAACGCAAUAUGUCCAGCAGACUCAAAGAACACAUUGCAGACAUAAGACAUAGACGACACACAAAAUCAGCAGUCUGUGAACACAUACUAGAUAGGCCUAAUCACUACAUACGCUUUGACCAACCGAAAGUACUUGCGAAAGAGAAAAGAUUAUUCCCAAGAUUGGUACGCGAAGCCAUUGAAAUCAAAAAACACCCCAAUUUCAAUAGAGAAGACGGCCUAAAAUUGUCAAACACCUGGGAUCCAAUAAUAUCCAAAUUAAAAUCUCAAAAAGAAAAACAAUCCGCGAAAAUAGAGGACACCGUGAGCCAUUUUUGCCAAAACCCUCCAUCUUUUAGUCGAUACCAACUCCGGGGAAACAAAUACAGAUAA
This is a messenger RNA of Pieris napi, 2539 nucleotides long. RefSeq lists its product as uncharacterized. Bases 71 to 2539 code for a protein of 822 amino acids. NCBI's taxonomy places the organism in Eukaryota, Metazoa, Arthropoda, Insecta, Lepidoptera, Pieridae. The record is from RefSeq and is a predicted model, not a curated record. The transcript is spliced from 2 exons.